UUUCUUGAUUUCUUCGUUCUCCGAUCCGACAGAGUUUCUCGGAGUUUCUCCACUAUCUUCGACUUUUCUCCAUCGGCUGCGCAGUGCGCUUUGCUGCAUGUUUGUAAUAGAGUUCAAAAGUGUCUAAUCAUCAGCUUUCACAAUGUCAAUCUUAUCUUACAAUGGUGGAGCCGUUGUGGCGAUGAAAGGUAAAAACUGCGUUGCCAUUGCCAGUGACAAGAAAUUCGGAAUACAACUUCAAUUAAUUUCAAAAGAGUUUCCUAAAAUAUUUGAGAUGGGCCCACACUUAUAUGUUGGAUUACCUGGACUAGCAACUGAUACUCAGACUGUCCAUGCAAGAUUAAAGUUCCGUCAGAACUUAUUCGAACUGAAAGAAGGCACAAGGAUGUCACCGAAAGUUUUUAGCUCAAUGGUCUCAAAUAUGCUAUAUGAGAAAAGGUUUGGCCCAUACUUUGUAGAGCCUAUAGUGGUAGGCUUAGAACCAGAUACUUACGAACCGUUUAUCUGCAACAUGGAUUUAAUAGGCAAUGUAUGUUUCCCUGAAGACUUUGUUGUAGGAGGCACUUGUGAAGACCAGCUCUUCGGUACAUGUGAAACAAUGUGGGAGCCAGAUCUAAGUCCUGAUGAUCUAUUUGAAACGAUAUCUCAAGCCCUAAUGAGCGCAUUCAAUCGAGAUGCUGGUUCAGGCUGGGGUGCUGUCGUUUACAUCAUAGAAAAAGAUAAGGUCACUACAAGACAUCUGAAGACCCGUAUGGAUUAAGUGAUCCAGAAAUUAUUUUCUCAAUUUUUUUUUUU
This is a messenger RNA of Bemisia tabaci, 795 nucleotides long. RefSeq names its product proteasome subunit beta type-3 (gene Prosbeta3). The record is from RefSeq and is a predicted model, not a curated record. Lineage: Eukaryota; Metazoa; Arthropoda; Insecta; Hemiptera; Aleyrodidae. Gene Ontology annotation, biological process: proteasome-mediated ubiquitin-dependent protein catabolic process. Gene Ontology annotation, cellular component: proteasome core complex, beta-subunit complex; proteasome core complex; cytoplasm.